Sceloporus undulatus (fence lizard) is the source of this 933-nucleotide messenger RNA. RefSeq names its product taste receptor type 2 member 8-like. Bases 1 to 933 code for a protein of 310 amino acids. Gene Ontology annotation, biological process: detection of chemical stimulus involved in sensory perception of bitter taste; sensory perception of taste; G protein-coupled receptor signaling pathway. Lineage: Eukaryota; Metazoa; Chordata; Lepidosauria; Squamata; Phrynosomatidae. The record is from RefSeq and is a predicted model, not a curated record. The transcript has a single exon. Gene Ontology annotation, molecular function: G protein-coupled receptor activity; bitter taste receptor activity. Gene Ontology annotation, cellular component: membrane.
AUGGGCAGCAACUCAACGUCUCCACUUGAUAUACUUGUUUGGAUCUUUAUAGGAAUUGUAUACACAGUUUCCCUUUUAGGAAAUGGAUUUAUCACAAUUGUGCAGGGGCACCAGUGGCUUCGACACAAAAAGAUGUUGCCUUGUGACGUCCUCUUGACUAGUUUGAGCACAUCCAGAUUUGUUAUGCAGCUGUCGUCUUCAGUGAACAUUCUUCUCUAUCUCAUCUCCCCAGAGACACAUGCAGGUUCUUCCAGACAGCAAGUUUUAAAUGUUAUCUGGAUGUUUUCCAACCUGGCUAGCCUGUGGUGUGCCACAUGGCUAAGUGUUUUUUAUUGCAUCAAGGUAACUAACUUUGCCAACCAUGUCUUCCUCUGGCUGAAGCCAAGAAUCAACAUGCUUGCACCCAGACUGCUUGGAAUGUCAGUAGUUAUUUCCAGUAUCCUCUCUCUUCCUUCAGUGGUGGAAUAUCUUGGAUACCAAAAGCAGGGCAAUCUAACAGAACCUCUGCCUGGAAGAGCAAACCAAAGUGAGAUAUAUAAUAGCAGAUUCGUUAAUUAUCUUCCUUUGUAUGUCAUGUUCUCUUCCAUAAAUUUCAGCAUAAGUAUACCUGCAUGCACUCUUUUGCUCACCUCACUCUGGAAGCACACAAAGAAUCUGAGGAAGAGUGGUGUUGGGGGUAAAGAUGCGAGGACUCAUGUCCAUAUCAAUGUCAUAAUACCAAUGUUGUUUUAUGUCUUCUUCUAUCUUGUAUAUUUGGUUAGUAUAACAAUUAUUGCAAGUGAUGUUGUCAAGUUUGAAGGUACUGAAAGACUAGUUGUGGACAUCUUGGCAACUACAUUUCCUUGUGCACACUCCAUCAUAUUAAUAUUGACCAAUCCCAAACUGAAAGAAAUGGCUGCUCACGUUCUGAAUAUCAGACAAAGAGCUUCAUAA